Messenger RNA from Verticillium dahliae VdLs.17, 1182 nucleotides. RefSeq lists its product as uncharacterized. The transcript is spliced from 2 exons. The record is from RefSeq and is a predicted model, not a curated record. Lineage: Eukaryota; Fungi; Ascomycota; Sordariomycetes; Glomerellales; Plectosphaerellaceae. Gene Ontology annotation, cellular component: membrane. Gene Ontology annotation, molecular function: glycosyltransferase activity. The coding region runs from base 1 to 1182 and encodes 393 amino acids.
AUGGCAAUCUCGCGCCCCUCCUCGCGCGACAGACACGGACAGACGACGCCCCAUGUCGCCUCGUCGCCUGCCUUGGACGACCUGAACACCAUUCUGAUGCAGGGCUCAAUGCCUGCCAGCUUCCAACGGAGCCGCGCCAUCUUUGCCAGCGAUGAUUCGUCUUGGAGGCCACGCUCGUUCUACGCCCACCGACGACAGAUCCAGCGUGCCCUACCCGUCGCUGCUGCUGCCUUCUGCACGCUACUUCUUCUUAUCCUCUUCCGCCUCGGCCUCUUCAGCUCAGACCAGCCACCACCGCUCAUCGUCGAUCCCACGCCACCCCACGACGAUGGCAGCUCUCGAUCAACCUUCUACCUCUGGGAGACGGCGAGCUCCUUCAAGCCCGUGACCCUCGAUCCCAAGGGCAAAUCAGCCAAGGACCUCUGCGCGACCUUUCCGCGCCAUAUCCUCGACACCAUUCAACCUGUUUUGAAGCUCGGACAUGCCGACCUCGGAAAGCCGGCGCUCGACGCCCAGAUGAAGUCAGUAUCGGCUUGCCUCGACAACGUCCUUGUCUUCUCCGACCUCGACGACGAACUGCCCUCGGGCCACUUUGCCCACGAUGUCCUCUCCGACCUCCCCGCCUCGUACCGCGACCAUGUCGACUUUGGAAACUAUACAUACAUGAGACAGCUGCGCGAGAGCGGCGCUCUCGACGUCGACAAGGAGGCCACGGCCAAGAUCAGGGGCUGGAAUCUUGACAAGUACAAGUUCCUCCCCAUGAUCGAGCGCGCGUGGUCCGCACGUCCCAACCACCCCUGGUACGUCUUUUACGAGACCGACACGUACAUCUUCUGGGACAACAUGUUCCGCCUCCUCGACAACUUUGACCCCGACGCCCCGCUCUACAUGGGCAGCCCGAGCCCCGGCCGCGAGGUCGCCGACACGAAGCACCAGGUCUGGUUCGCCAACGGCGGGCCGGGUUUCGUGCUGAGCCGCGAAGCCGUGCGGAGGCUGCUGAAGCGCAAGGUCGGCGCCGACGGAGACUUUCUCGACGCGCCGGCCAGCCACCGCUGGCGGGACCUGCUGGAGCACGACUGCUGCGGCGACAGCGUGCUCGGCUGGGCGCUCUACAAGGCCGGCGUCACGCUGAGCGGCCUCUGGCCGCUGUUCAACCCGCACUCGCUGCAUGGCGUGCCCUGA